GCAGCUGGUAGAAUUCACUCAGUGUUUCCGCUUACCUCAAAUAAAGAACUGGCAAGCUGGGGAAGAGAACAACAGCGCUGACAGACGUCGAACCACUACAAAAUUAUCACAAACUGUAUAUCGUCUGAAUUUGAAAACAUUCGCGUUAAUGUUCCGAAAGUGAGUAACAAGGGGAGGGCUUGCUGGCUGCCUUUACAUUGGUUAAUCUGUAGAGGACUCUAGCUGGUUCGCGGGGGGAAAAGAUGUGCGAUGGAAUGGUAGCUUGUGAGACGAGAGCCCUGUCUUUAGCAUCCUCCUCUUCGUCAGCCCUCAGACUGGCUGCCUCCACCCUCCUCCUCCUCUUUUUCAUCUCCCUGGUGCCACAUGUCCACGCGUCAGGCUGUUCUCGGCCGGCUGGGGUGCAGCAUGGGGACCUGAUGAACCUGACGGAGGCUAACCGGGGCUCCUUCCCCCCGGGCACGCUGCUGACGUACGGCUGUGAGCCGGGCUACGCCCCCGACGGCCCCUCCUCCAUCACCUGCACCAGCUCCGGGGCCUGGUCCCACCUGCCGCCCCGCUGCAUCCGCACCAACGUGUGCAUGCCCCCCACAGAGCCAGAGAACGGAGGCUACCGCUGCCACCCGUCGCCAUGCCACCAACUCUCCCAGAAGACGGUCAUCGAGUACUUCUGCGACGAGGGCUACGCCCUCAAGGGAGACUACAAGUUCCUCACCUGCCAGAACGGGGACUGGGACGCCCCCAUGCAGAUCAGCUGUCGCCUUAGCCAAGACAAGGAGCCUCGCUCUCCGCUGGCCAUGCCUGCUCUCUCCAUCGUGGCGUCCACCGCCAGCUCCGUAGCUCUCAUCCUGCUGCUGGUGGUCCUGUUUGUCCUGCUGCAACCCAAACUCAAGUCCUUCCACCACAGCAGGAGGGAGCAAGGUGUGUCGGGCCAGCCAGCCUCCAUGGUGGUGGAGGGGGUCCAGGUGGCUCUCCCCUCCUACGAGGAGGCUGUGUACGGCAGUGGCGGGGGGGCGUCCCUGCCCCCUCCCCAGGAGUCCCGGGUCCAGAUCGUCCUCUCCGAGGGGCCCCAGGGGGCCGAGGGUGGGGAGGGCCCCAGCAGAGCUCCCCUCAAAGACACGGAGAUCUGCCUUCCCUCCACCUCCUCCUGUCACGCAGAGACGGUUCUGGUCCACCAGGCCCCCACCCCCUCCUCCUCCUCCUGCUCCUCCUGGCUGGCGGACCACCCUGGGGGGGCGUGUGCCGCGCCCCUGCCCCUCCGCAGGGACUCGGAGAGCAGCGACCAGCACAGCCUGCUCUCCGUCACCUCUGUGGACGACUUUUCUGACGAUAUUCCCCUGUUGAAAGAAGCCUGAAGCCCCUUUCCAGCGUCUCCCUCCUCUCUGCUGAUACAGUGUGACUGUGGCUCCUCCCCCUCCUCUCUGCUGAUACAGUGUGACUGUGGCUCCUCCCCCUCCUCUCUGCUGAUACAGUGUGGCUCCUCCCCCUCCUCUCCCCUGUGAACUACAUCCCCCAGCAGCCACACUCAGUAUCAACAAGGAAGCCGGCUGUCCCCUCAGCUGGGACCUCUGAACGCAGCAAAGCAACUAUGUCAUCCCCCCCUUGCCCGAGUCUUCCACGUCUACUGCCCACGUCUAGGCCCCCCCUCCCCCCGCCUCUCUCUCUGCGCCCUGUAGCCUGUGAAGCUGGCUCGUCCUCCCACAGGUCAGCAGGGCUGCUGCCCGCUAGAAACCAGCUACAGGACUGGCCUCGUGACAGACUGCCAUUAAAGUGGUUAUGUAUAUGAGCAUCAAAGUCUAUAUGUAUAUGAGCAUACAUAACUCGAGUCAAGUUUCUUUGGGGGGGGGGGGGGGGUUGUACUGUUGGCUAUGUAUCACUGUACGUCGUACACACUUGAUGUGCAUCUCUGAACAAAGGCACUCACUAAGGCUUAUCUCCAAAUCACAAGUAGCAAGACGAGAAUGAAGAUGCAUUUAUCCGAUUGAUGAUGAUUGUUGAUUAAUGAUGAUUGAUGAUGAUGAUUGAUAAUGAUUGAUGAUGGUGAUGAUGGUGAUGAUACUGAUGGUGAAUCCUGCUCCUCAAGUGUUGAGGUAGAGCAGAAGGAGUGUUGAGAUGUGAGUGUUCCCCAGGGUCUGUGUGCUAGUCCUGUAUACUGCAUGUUCACUAAGCACCGGCUCAGACAGGCCUUUCCUAACCCAGCAUGAUCCCCUCUCCCUGCUGCAUGUGGGCAGACCAGGGUGGAGUGGGCACGCAUGCAGCCCCCCCGCGGCUGCUGCGCCAGGCCAGCACACGCCCCCGUGUCACCGCGGCGAUACAACAAGCGCUUGUAUUUCUGUCACAAGCCGUACUCCUUGUGAGAGGAUGCUGUGCUCGCCGUGGGUGUGGCUGGACUGCUGGACUGUGUUGUAUAUCUGGCCUUCUCCCUGGACAUGCUGUCUGGCAGCAGGAACACAACUCGACUGUUUGCGACCGAAGAGGGCUGUGUCGCCUUCAGGUGUUUCCCUAUCAGGGAAGGGUCUUUUUUUUUUCACACACGGCAACAUGUUGUUUGGCACGGUCACCAACUUCCAUGCCGCUUCCCCUCCCGCACCGACACACACACACAUACAGCUGAAUAAAAAGAGUUUUAGCUACACAUCUGUACCAUCAUCAUCAUUGACACUACUGCAACUGGUUGUAGUACGCGAAUAUUGUUAACCCCCCCUUCCCCCCCCUUCUCCCUUUUAUUAUAAUGUUGAACAAGGACAGUUUUAUUUGAUGUCACAUCUGCUUACGGAACCUCUCUUCAUGCAUCAGAAGAUGAGGAUGGCGUUAUGGACGUAGCAAACCCUGUGCUUGUUUAUAUUAGUUUGGCGCUUGUCACUGUGGCAAACAAAUGACGUUGAGGGUGCGUUCGUCAUAACUUUGAGUAGGCAACGUUUCUCUGUCUGUUUCACCAUUUCGUUUGACUGUUAAUUAUUUCUGUCAAUAUCGUCAACGGCUACAUGAACACAAACGGAGAAUGUUGCCUUAGACCUGUACGUCUAAAUACUUUUAUUUUGUUUGUAAUCAUAAAUCCCUCUGUCUAUUGCUUUACGAUAUUGAUUCGCGUUUUACUCUGUUCCCAAUGGCCUUACUUUAUAUAUUUUUUUUCUAUGCAUAAACUGUGUUGUGUUUUUUAUGUAUGUUUUUUUUCUUUUUGGACACGAAGAUUGUCCAUCUCUUUUUUUCCCUCCCCCAGAGGUAUCUCUUGUGACUGUGAUAUGGCAAUGCCUAAAACCACCACCAAUUUCACAUUUUCUUACCUUGUUUGCUGCAGUGUUGCAUUUGAGGGAUGCAGAGGGGGAAAACAAAGCUUUUGAACUAAUUUUGCGUCCUAAGUACCGUUGUACGGUGCUGCUUCCCUAAAAAUAACAAAAAAAGAAAAAAAGUCCACGUCUUGAUUCUGCAUUUCAAUGCUUUCAGUUUAUGGUUUUCUCUGUACAUUGCAAUGGGUGUGAAGAUAGUAUUUUAAUAUUUGUAUAAAGUUUAAUUUAAUUCUACAGUGUGUAUAUAACUAUUUCUAAUUAAAGCUUUCUUUUGAAGUGUGAACAACA
Messenger RNA from Hypomesus transpacificus, 3572 nucleotides. It is a transcript of the gene susd6, whose product is annotated as sushi domain containing 6. Lineage: Eukaryota; Metazoa; Chordata; Actinopteri; Osmeriformes; Osmeridae. The transcript is spliced from 7 exons. The record is from RefSeq and is a predicted model, not a curated record. The coding region runs from base 243 to 1352 and encodes 369 amino acids.